AUUGGACAGAUAGGGAUGCUGAUGGAGAUAAUGGCUGAAGAAAAGGCAGCACUUGUUUUGUCGGGGAAGGAGGUGGCUCAAGAUGUCCGCAAUAAGUUGAAAGAGCAGGUCGCUACCCUCAAAAAGGAGUUCCCCGAGUUUGCACCUGGACUAGCCAUUGUACAGGUUGGAGCACGUGAAGACAGUAAUGUGUACAUCCGCAUGAAGAUAAGAGCAGCCGAGGAAAUCGGAAUCAGAGCCCAACAUAUCCAAUUUCCCCAAUCCAUUACACAGUCACAGCUUGUCCAAGAGGUUAAGAAGCUGAACAAUGACCCAAACAUCCAUGGCAUGAUUGUCCAGAUGCCCCUUGAAUCAGACAAUGAAAUAGAUUCAGACCUCGUUUUGGACACCAUUUCCCCUGAUAAGGAUGUGGAUGGGUUAACAACAGCAAGUGCCGGCAAACUUUCUCAUGGCAUGCUAGGUGGUGGGUUCUUGCCAUGCACUCCCAAUGGCUGCAUGGAACUCAUCAGAAGAUCGGGUGCCAAGAUUCAGGGAGCAAGUGCAGUCGUUUUGGGCCGCAGUAAGAUUGUCGGCACACCUAUGGCUGAGCUCCUAAAGUGGCAUCACGCUACUGUCACCACCUGUCAUUCUCGCACAGCAGACCUGGAAGGAACUGUACGAACUGCUGACAUUUUGGUGGUAGGGAUUGGAAGACCUCAGUUUGUGAAAGGCUCCUGGGUUAAGCCAGGGGCUGUGGUCAUUGACUGUGGCAUUAAUGCUAUUCCAGAUCCUACCAAGAAAUCAGGAAGCCGUCUUGUAGGAGAUGUAGAUUAUGCUGAAGCCUCAAAGGUGGCAUCUGUCAUCACACCUGUGCCUGGUGGUGUAGGACCUAUGACUGUUGCUAUGCUCAUGCAAAAUACAGUCAUAUCUGCUCAGAAGGCAGCUGCUCAGAUGCGAGUCCACGAUUGGAAGAUCAGAUACUUGCCUCUUGAACCUUUGGAAAAGGUUCCCAGUGACAUAGAGGUUGCUCGUGCCCAGACACCCAAGGACAUUGCAGAGCUUGCAGAUGAGAUUGGUCUUCUGCCUUCCGAGGUUGACAUGUAUGGCAAGAAGAAAGCAAAAGUGUCUCUGUCCGUGUUGCAGCGUCUUGCAUCACAGCAGGAUGGCUGCUAUGUUGUUGUUGCAGGCAUUACUCCAACCCCACUGGGAGAGGGGAAGAGCACAACCACCAUUGGUCUCGCUCAAGCCCUCGGUGCACAUCUAAAAAAGAAUGUGUUUGCUUGUGUCCGCCAACCUUCCCAGGGACCCACUUUCGGCAUCAAAGGAGGUGCUGCUGGUGGAGGCUACUCUCAGGUGAUUCCAAUGGACGAGUUCAACCUCCACCUGACUGGUGACAUCCAUGCAAUCACAGCAGCCAAUAACCUUCUAGCUGCCCAGAUUGAUGCCAGAAUGUUCCAUGAGUCCACACAAACAGAUCAGGCUCUCUACAACCGCCUUGUUCCUAAGCUGAAAACUGGGAGAGAGUUUUCCAAGAUCCAGCUGAAUCGCCUGAAGAAGCUGGGUAUUGUAGAAACCAACCCAGACAAACUGACAGAGGAGGAAAUAACAAAGUUUGUACGACUGAAUAUUGAUCCAGCUACCAUCACAUGGCAGAGAGUCUUGGACACAAAUGACAGGUUCCUGCGUAAGAUAACAAUUGGCCAGAGUCCAACUGAGAAGGAUAAGACACGUGAAUGCCAGUUUGACAUCAGUGUGGCCAGUGAAAUUAUGGCUGUUCUGGCCCUGACCACCUCUCUGGGCGACAUGAGGGAGCGGCUUGGCAGGAUGGUCGUGGCUUCAGACACUUCUGGGAACCCAGUCACAGCUGAGGAUCUUGGUGCCAGUGGAGCAUUGACUGUGCUAAUGAAGGAUGCCAUUCGACCAAACCUUAUGCAAACUCUGGAGGGGACACCAGUGUUUGUCCAUGCAGGACCUUUUGCCAACAUUGCACAUGGGAAUUCCUCCAUUCUGGCUGACAAGAUUGCACUCAAGCUUGUUGGAAAUGAUGGAUUUGUAGUCACUGAGGCUGGUUUUGGUGCUGACAUUGGCAUGGAGAAGUUCUUCAAUAUCAAGUGCCGUUACUCUGGCUUGGUGCCAAAUGCAGUAGUUUUGGUGGCAACCGUGCGAGCACUCAAAAUGCAUGGCGGAGGUCCAACAGUCUCCCCUGGAGUUCCACUUCCUGCAGCCUAUACAGAUGAAAACUUGGAGCUUGUUGAAAAGGGCUUCAGCAACUUGGGCAAACAGAUUGAGAAUGGUCGCAUGUUUGGCGUUCCAGUAGUCGUUGCAAUCAAUGCGUUUGCAUCAGACACAGAGGCAGAACUUGGACUGAUCAAGAAACUGGCACUUGGAGCAGGUGCAUCUGAUGCAGUCAUUUGCAACCACUGGGCCAAGGGAGGCUCAGGUGCUGUGCAGCUUGCAGAAGCUGUUGCUAAAGCUUCCAGCCAACCCUCAGACUUCAAGUUCCUAUACGACUUAGAGCUGCCAAUUGAGGAGAAAAUUAGGACCAUUGCUCAGAAGAUUUAUGGUGCAGAUGAUGUUGAGAUUAAACCAGAAGCACAAGAACAGAUUAAUCGCUACAGGAAGCAGGGCUUCAAUGACCUUCCAAUCUGCAUGGCCAAGACCCACCUCUCCCUGACAUCUGACCCAAGCCUAAAGGGAGCUCCAAAGGGCUUCACCAUCCCUGUGAGGGACGUCCGGGCUUCAGUUGGAGCAGGAUUCCUCUAUCCUCUCAUUGGCACGAUGAGCACAAUGCCAGGACUCCCCACAAGGCCUUGCAUAUAUGACAUUGAUCUGGACUUGGAAACGGAAGAAGUUCUGGGACUCUUCUAGAAUCAUGAAGAUUGAAAGAAAAAGAGAGAAAGAGAAGAAAAAGGUCAUUUGCUCAAAAUUGUUACAGGGUACAAGUUCCUUGAUGUGAUAUAUUUGUGCCAUUUUUGUGUUUUAUUUUGUAUAUGAAAAAUAACAAAAUGUAAGGAUGGUUUACAUUCUAGAAAGUUUAGUUGCAUGAUAUAUAAAUAUAUGGAAUGUAUCUUUAGGCAAAAUGGAAUAUAUUGUUGAUGUUGUAUUUGCAAAGGUUAUUUUUGUGGUUGAUUCAAAUACAAAGGAUUUGGGUA
Messenger RNA from Penaeus monodon (black tiger shrimp), 3131 nucleotides. It is a transcript of the gene pug, whose product is annotated as C-1-tetrahydrofolate synthase, cytoplasmic-like. The record is from RefSeq and is a predicted model, not a curated record. Gene Ontology annotation, molecular function: formate-tetrahydrofolate ligase activity; methenyltetrahydrofolate cyclohydrolase activity; methylenetetrahydrofolate dehydrogenase (NADP+) activity. Gene Ontology annotation, cellular component: cytosol. NCBI's taxonomy places the organism in Eukaryota, Metazoa, Arthropoda, Malacostraca, Decapoda, Penaeidae. Gene Ontology annotation, biological process: tetrahydrofolate interconversion.